Messenger RNA from Oncorhynchus tshawytscha (Chinook salmon), 881 nucleotides. It is a transcript of the gene hpcal4, whose product is annotated as hippocalcin like 4. The record is from RefSeq and is a predicted model, not a curated record. The coding region runs from base 305 to 880 and encodes 191 amino acids. Gene Ontology annotation, molecular function: calcium ion binding. The transcript has 5 exons. NCBI's taxonomy places the organism in Eukaryota, Metazoa, Chordata, Actinopteri, Salmoniformes, Salmonidae.
CAAUUCAGAUCGUCCAAUUACAUCGUCCAGAACGAUUAUUUGAGACUCUUCCCCCAAUCAGGUACAAUCCUGAGGCGGUCCUUAGGCACAUUUGUUGUCAAGGGUGACGCAAGCGUUCAUUCAUUUUCACUGGAAGGAGAGAGAGCGAACGAGAGAGAGAGUGAGUCAACGGGACAACUUGCUGUAGUGGAGUAGACUUCACUUGUUUCAGAGCUUUUGAGAAAAUAAUUGCAGAAACACCGUGAAAAGAUUGAUCUGAAGGAUCUAGUGCUCUUCCACAUAUUCCAAGAGAGGAGACUUUGUGAUGGGGAAAGGAAACAGUAAGCUGGCACCAGAGGUUCUGGAUGACCUCACCAAGAGUACUGAGUUCAACGAGGCUGAGCUCAAGCAGUGGUACAAAGGCUUCCUCAAAGACUGUCCCUCUGGUAUACUGAACCUAGAGGAGUUCCAACAGCUAUAUGUCAAGUUCUUUCCGUACGGCGACGCGUCUAAGUUUGCCCAGCACGCCUUCCGGACCUUCGAUAAGAACGGGGACGGGACCAUCGACUUCCGGGAGUUUAUCUGCGCCCUGUCAAUCACCUCGAGGGGGAGCUUUGAGCAGAAACUCAACUGGGCCUUCAACAUGUAUGACUUAGACGGAGACGGCAAGAUCACACGCAUGGAGAUGCUGGAGAUCAUAGAGGCGAUCUACAAGAUGGUUGGCACUGUGAUAAUGAUGCGUAUGAACGAGGACGGGCUGACUCCCCAGCAGCGCGUGGAUAAGAUCUUCUCCAAGAUGGAUAAAGAUCACAACGAUGAGAUCACGCUGGAGGAGUUCAAAGAGGCAGCCAAGAGUGAUCCCUCCAUCGUCCUACUGCUACAGUGUGACAUGCAGAAAUAGA